Molecule: messenger RNA, 1362 nt
Organism: Trypanosoma brucei brucei TREU927
Lineage: Eukaryota; Euglenozoa; Kinetoplastea; Trypanosomatida; Trypanosomatidae
Exons: 1
Coding region: 1-1362 (453 amino acids)
Source: RefSeq, a predicted model, not a curated record
AUGAGCACCACUGCACUGUCUUCCGCAAAGAAUGCACGGAGCCCGGGCUCCAACGCCGCCGUCUCACCUGGGAGUAAGUUGGCGAGCCUGCGUGAGGGCGCAUCAACGGGUGUGGCGAAGGAUGAGGCGGAAAGUGCUGCUCUCGGAGGACUGGCAGGAGGAGACGCUGAAGGAUUGGCAGCAGGAGCUAUGUCAGGACUAGCGGAAACGGCGACUGAAGCUGCCGCCGAUGAGUUGGGUGAUGCCGCAUCUGAGGACCAGGCAAAUUUCUUUUCUGAGAAGUUAGUCGAAGUCAUCCCCCAGUGCAAUGAAAUCGAAGGGGAAAGGGAUCUUAAUGGUGAACUUUUGGGGGAGGAGGCCCCGCGAACGGAUGAAGGUGACGUCAAUAAUGUGGGGUGCUCGAGUGCGGCUGAGUCGCUGCCCCAAGAAGAAGUGGAAGAAACCGAGGAGCAGAUUAUUAUUCGGCUGCAGAAGGAGCUGAGGGAAUUCGAAGCAUAUGAGAAAGAGAUGCAGCCAAACCUGAACAUAUACGAAGAUAUCAUCGAACUCCGACGAGAAGCUGAGCAACUGGAGGAUGACAGGAAGCGCGCAUUGCUUCAGAUUGAUCUUGGUGAUAUAUCCUCUUACUACGACGGUGAUGUGGAACGGGAGGUGGAGGAGCUGGAGGCAGCAGUGGAGAAUUCAUAUUUACAAGCCUGCUGGACGAAAGAGCGCCAACGAUACAUCGCAAGGAACGAGACGGACCUUCCUGAGUGGUGGCGUGUAAAUGUCAAAGACUUGCCAUCUCGUCUGAAGGAUGCCAGAGCAUCAUUUGAUUCAAGUAAUCGUGUUGCCCAAGACUUAUAUCGUGCCCACGAGGUGAAGGUGAACGCUACCACCGACUCUCGUGACAAGGCAAAAGCUGAAAUAUUUAAUGGGAUGAAGGCUGAAAUUGAGGCUACGAAGGGAGAACGUGAACGUCUACGGCAACUGCAGAAGGAUCAGUUGUUCCAUUUACGCCGUGGUACUCACGUGAAGGAUCAGUUGUUGACCACGACGAAGGAAAGAGACAUUCGUGAGGCACGCGUGGCUGACAUGGAAAGUAAGUUGGUGCAACAGCGGUAUGCCUUAAAUAAUGAGAUGAAGGAGUUGAAUGGAGACAUUGAAGGGUUAAAGCGUUUGUUGACUGAUCAAAAGCACGCUUCUCGGGAGACAUUGGAAACGCUGAAGAAGCAGCAUGUGGCUGUCGAUAGCAGCAGAGGAGAACUAUCGGAGGCUCGCGAGAAGUACGAACGCGAAAAUUCGGAGUUGAUGCUGCUGAAGCAUGACCUGCAGACCGUUCUUCACUAUAUCAGGGUCCGUGCGCGGGAGGCCGACAAAUAG